This is a messenger RNA of Saccostrea cuccullata (small rock oyster), 6496 nucleotides long. RefSeq lists its product as uncharacterized. Gene Ontology annotation, biological process: protein ubiquitination. Gene Ontology annotation, molecular function: ubiquitin-protein transferase activity; metal ion binding. NCBI's taxonomy places the organism in Eukaryota, Metazoa, Mollusca, Bivalvia, Ostreida, Ostreidae. Bases 626 to 4927 code for a protein of 1433 amino acids. The record is from RefSeq and is a predicted model, not a curated record. The transcript has 22 exons.
UUCAUUUUGGCAUUUUUUAUUUCAAUAAUACAUAAUCUUUUUGAUUAUUUGUACACUGGGGAAUUUUGGACAUUUGUUAUGAGGUUCUUAAAUGUCUACUUUCAUUUUCAAUAAAAUGAAAAGUUACAUGAAAUUUCAAUAAUAAAAAUUUAUAGAUUUGUUUUGUUUUAUAUUUUUGUAUUCAUGUGAUAAGUUCUUCGAAUUUGUAAAUAGUAAAUUUACCUUAAAAUUAAAUGUAUACCCGAUAUUAAUUUAUAAAACAAUGAAUGUUUCACUUUCGCUUUGGCCUCUAGGACUUAAAACUACUUGUGGUAAAAUGUAUAUAUUAAUGUAAGCAAUGUUACUUUAAUAAUGUUAUGUCCGCUACUCUGAAUGUAUAGUUAAAUUUUUAAAAAUACAAUGCAAGAUUAAAAUUAAACUAAUGGAACGGAAAGUAGUAUGUCACGAAAACGAUAUCGAUUCCUUCCCUGUAUCUAAAUUUAAUUCUGUGCAGUACAUGCAUACUCCUCAAAUUGAGGAACCCUAGAUAUAACCAUUUUGCACUGAUAUGUUGCUCGUCUCUUUUAAAGUAAAGAAAAACUUAGAGAUACAAACGGUGACAAAGAGAAGCAUUAGUUAAAUUGCAAUGGGUAAUAACGACAGCAAAACAGAAAUAAAAGAGGGAGAUUCAACGGAGGGAUCCUCUGUGGAUCCCGUGUCCAAAACAAAGAUCGCUCCUAACGGAGAUUUUUCACGUGAUGUGAUGCCAACAGAGGAGUCUGCGCUAGAAAAUAAAAUAGAAACAAUGAAAUUGUGUUCAGGACAUCAAUUUCUUAAAAACGUUAAUGUCGACGAAGUGAGCCAGAAUCACACUUCUGAUUCCAAAGCAGAUGAUAUCGACGGACAUAAUCCGAACCAUGACGAGGAAACAAGUUCAGUUUCAUCUUCCUCACAAGUUGUAGACGUGCUACAGGAAGAAAAUGGAACCGAAGUUAUCCCUGCAGACAAGGAAGGUGAUGCUCGAGAAACAGAUUUAUCAAAAAAUGACAUUUUAGAAAGUAAUGACCAAAAUACAUCAGAAGAUUUAGAUCGGAACUCUGACUCGAAAACAGAAAGUUACAACUCAGAGGAGGUAUGUCCUAUUAUAGAUGACCUUGACUUCAGGUCUGAGGAAAGUGACACUCAGUGCAGUGAUGAUAAUGAAGUAUCAGAGAAAGACUUAAGUGUCAUCAGUGAUGAUAAAGACGUAUCAUCAAAAGAGACCAAUACCUCCGGUGGGGAUAAGGUGUCCAAAAUAGAGACCGGCGCAUGCAGUGAUGAACAUGAGCUGUUAAACAGAGAGGCCAGUAAUAAAAGUGAAGAGCUUAACAGAGAGACUAAAAAAGAAAUUCAAAAACAGGUAGAGAGAUGCGUAAGGUCAAUGGAACAGCUAGAAAGGGACCAUCGAGAUAUUCUGGAUUUAGUCAACAAACGUAGCGAGUCCCAGAGAGAGUUGAACAGAGACGGACUAAGCGUUAUUGGAGAGCUUGAGAGAAUUGUUGAGAAUUUCACACAAAGGCGGAAGGAAAAAGACGAAGCCAUUCAGCACCUCAAAACAAUUCUAUCGAAACUUACAGAGAACUUGAGUGUUAUAGAACAGGAAAUUCAUAGUUUACAAUCCAGCAAAAGCGAGGAGUUUCCUAGGGGAGAUAAAGAUGUUAAAAAUUCAGAAGUGAGGAAGGAAGAGAAGAGACUCGUGACGCCACAAACCACAAAGGUGAAUGAGGAAGAUGAAAGUGAGAAACAAGACUGGAGUAAAACUGUAAAAACUAGACAACAUGAUAAUAAAGAAGGUGUACACCAAAGCUCGAGAGAACAAGGGUCAUCUGAAGAAAACACAAAGUUUGAUGGAAACUACGUUAGUAAUUCACGUAGUAUUCCUCUGACAAAUCCAGAAACGCAGUCGUCAUCGCAAGAACCUAACAAGGAUAUGAAAAUAAACUGCCAACGAGUCCCAGAAAACAACCUGUCUGAAAAUGUUUUUGAAUCAAGACAAGAGAAACAGGGAAGUAAAUCGGUCUCAGAAGGCAUCCCUCAGGAACGUGGAAAUAGUAUGAAUGCUAAUGUAGUCCAGUCAAAUUCGGGGCAGUCAAGCGGUGUUAGUCAAGAGGAAACCAAAAACAAUCGUAAUGUAGUCCAGUCAAAUUCGGGGCAGUCAAGCGGUGUUAGUCAAGAGGAAACCAAAAACAAUCGUAAUGUAAGCCAGUCAAAUUCGGGGCAGUCAAGCGGUGUUAGUCAAGAGGAAACCAAAAACAAUCGUAAUGUAAGUCAAAUUCAUUCAGUGCAGGCAACUGGCAGUGUUUCUAGGCAACAAGAACAGGAAAAAAGAAUGAAUCCUAAUAUAGUAGUAGAGUCAAAAUCACAGCAAUCAGAUAACAGUGAUGUUAGGCGGCAGGAGGAAAUGACAAACCAAUCUAACAUUCCAGAUCGGGUUAAUAAAACAAACUUUUCCACUCCCAUCAGUAAACAAAGGGAGACAUUGAAUCCUGGGUACUGGGUAGACAGAGCAAAUGAAAUUCUUCGGAUGAGUGCUAUCGAAGGGCCAGCUGAUAACGUAUGCGGACCGAACACUGUACUUUGUCUGGAUACCUCAGACAGCAUGUGGGGGAAUCCCUUCAGAACCAUGAUUAAUCUGGCCCUCAGAUUCCUGUCCGGCCUGGAGAGUAACGAUUCGGUUUCGGAAAAGGUUGGGUUGGUUUGUUUUGGAGCAGAAACAAAAGUAAUCAGUCGCUGCUGCUUGGAUUAUCCACGACUGAAACAAGAGAUCAGCAAAUUGCGCCCUGGCGGCCACAGUCCUCUCACUGCAGGGUUGAUGCUCUCCUUACCUUUGACCAUGAGGGGUAAAUUGACAAUUCCACAGAUGGACGGGGUUCUCUUUUUCCCUCGUGUAAUCGUCAUCACGGAUGGAGUAGCCACACCCGAACUGGUUACAACCAGUGACGACUUCGUCCCUGAUCUGUCCGAGCUGAUGAUGAUAAACACUGAUAUUACGAUAAUGGCAAGACGUUUCAAAGAGAGAGGUAACAGAGUCUAUUGUGUUCCAGUAGGACAGGCCAACGAGGCCAUUAUAAGUCCAUUAGUUGAGGCUACAUCAGGAAAAAUAGUCCAACCAGCCAAUUUUGAAAAAUUGAUCCACCAGUUUCAUACAGAGUUCAUUGCAGCGGCAUUACGAAGGAAUUUCCCGGACUAUCGUACAGCUGAUCCUUAUAUGAUACGAGCAGCAGCGGAGGCUACAGUGUCUUCACAGAAUAAUUUAGAUAUGGAUGAUGUCGUGGAAUAUGUGAGAAAUCCACCACCUCAACGAGGACUGGGUGAUGACGAUGAUGAUGAUGAUGAAAAUGCGGUGCCAAACGAGGGUUCGUCUAACAUGCCACCUAUCGGCACCAGGGUCAGGCGGGGUCCGGAUUGGUCGCCUGAGUUUAUCGGACAGGACGGAGACGGGCCAGGGACGAUAGUAGAACAUAACCGAGGAGGUUUUAUAAGAGUCAUGUGGGACAAUGGUCAUCUAAACGUUUACCCGUAUGGAGCUUCAGGACGAUUUGCAGUAAUAGUGGUAGAUGAACCCAGAAUUUUACAGCAACAUCAGUUCAUUGAAGUGGGUUGUCUGGUCAGAAGAGGUGAUAACUGGAGGGAUGAUGACGAGGACGGCGGACCUGGCAACAUAGGGGUAGUGUUCCGUGUACACUCAGACGGCACAGUGGGCGUUAGGUGGCCAACUGGACGUAAAAGAAGAUACAAAUAUGGCAGACAGGGAUUUUUUGAAGUUGAAAUUUGUGAUCCAUUUGAUGAAGAAGUAAGAUUUCGAAUGCUGAGCAUGAACUUCCAAUGGCAAGAGGGCCAUGAAGAGAAACGCACUAAAAGCAAACCCCAAGUAACUACAGAAGAUCAACCUCGUAUAGAAGACAUAGUGAAUUCUGAUGAAAGAGAUAAAAAUAACAACAGGACUUUAGAGGAAAUGAACAAAAGAAACGCAUUGCGCUCUAAAAGAAUAGAAGAUCAACUGGAGACGGACUCUGCGCCCUUAUCUGUGGAAAAAGACUCGAAGUCUGCCGGGACAAAUAGAGAAUCAGAGGCGCCCUUAUCUGUAGAAAAAGGCUCGAAGUCUGGAGGGACAAAUAGAGAAUCAGAGACGGUAGAUGUACAACAAGAGCAAUGUGAAGAAUUGAGUGGAGCAAGUGCAAUACAACCAAUAUCUGCUUCAGAAGGAACGUCAGAAGAUUCGAAGACAAAUAGUGGUGUUCUAAUUCAACCAAUGCCAGAAUCAAAGUCUGGACAAGAACAAGAGAAAUCUCAAUCAGCGGGGGACAAAAUCAGAAAAGCAGAAUCUGCCAUGAAAUGUGAAAUACAUAGUACAAAACCAGUCAUACAAAGUAGUUCAUCAUUAGAAGUUGAUGGAGAAAAUAGUCCAGACUUUGUGGCUAAAACUGAGGGAAAACAGGAAAGGGUCACCAUCGAACCAGCUGACGAGGAACCUGUGGAAGACUCAGAGAGAUUAAACCUCUCUUGUUCUUCAUCAUCUGAUAAAUCCUCCAAUUCAGACACGACAUCUGGAUCUGAUGUUUCCAGCGGUGUGCAAGACGUAAACCAGACUCCUAGUCCCUCUUGCAGUACUGAUGAAAUCACCGUCAGUACAAAGGCUUCUCCUAACAGUGGCCAUGAUGCAGAACCAGUGCUAAAGACGCCUGAAGUAGCUGUGGUAUGGCAGGUACACGACAGGUACGAUGGCUGGACGGAUUUCCCUGAGGAAGUAAGCAGCAGGCUGGAGAAAGUUUAUCAAAAGAACCCACAAGCCACGUGCUCUUACAUGAAAAACAAAAGAAGAUUCCAGGUGCAGUUAUCCAAAAUGAUCCAUAUCCACCCCGUCACCAAAGAAAUUUCAAACGUGAAAAGAAAUGUGACGAACGCUUGAUAAAUAAGCGAGAUUAGGCUGCAGCAUGACAGAACAUACGUUUACCAAUAAGAAGAGAAAUAAACAAUAAUAUGAAUGAACUCCUGGUUUUCAACAUAUUAAUUAAUGCAAAAGGCCUACAUUUAAGAAUAUAAUUAUGUACAUCAUUUGGUUAUGUACACUUUUUAGAACAUAGGUAAGGAUGAUACACUUGCCAAUAAAUAUUUUAUUCCAGGAUUUUUCCCCAAAAGCCGAGUGUUAUAUUGCCUUAUGAUUAUUGUAUUUUUGACACAUAAAAAAGGGAAAAAAGAAAUUCAACUUCAAUAAAUCAAAAAUAUUUUAAAAACUGACUUUGUGAAAAACGACCAUGGUUUCUUUGUUUUCUUUUUUACGAACAUCUUUAUCAUAAAUCCUGUGCAAUAAACAAGGUUUUGAAUGAUAGUUGAGUACUAGAGUAGUAUCUAAGUCUACAUAGACUUAUCGAUUUUUUGUUGAAAAGAUAGCAGAGUCCCCUUCAAUGGCUUUAAGAAACUGGGAAGAAAAACUUUCAAUACAUAUUUCUCAAAAUAUUUUAAAGAAAAAAACUCCUUUUCUUUACCCUAUUUAAUAACAGAGGAAACGAAGCUUCGAUGCUUUCAGUUAAAACUUUUACAUUAAAUAUUUUUUUUACAAAUAGCAAACUUAUGAAAGGUAACUUAGCUGAAACAUAACUUUGUUCUUUUUGACAUGAUACUAAAGAAUCAAUUAUUCAUCUACUAUGCUUUUGUCCUUUUUCCAUUACUUUAUGGUCUAGUUUAAGAGAAAAACUUCGUAAAACUUGUGGUUAAUUAAUUGAAUUUACUCCUGUAGAAAUCAUAUUGGGAUAAACAGUUCUAGUGAAACCGCUUUCGGAUCGUUGAACAUUAUCAUUCUGAAUGCAAAGCAAUAUAUAAUGCAUUGUAAAUGCAAAAAUAUAACGUCCUCUUUUCUUGCUUUUUUGGAAGUACUUAAAUCUUAGAACUUUUUGAGCUCUUUUCCUCCCUUUCUCUCUCUCAUAAGAAAGCAGACAUGAUAAAGCAAAGUUGAGAUUUUUUUGAAAACGUUUCUCAGUCAGUGAAAGAUAAUGUACAGAAAAAUUGAUAAACAAAUAUGUCCAUUUUUUUCAAAAUUGUUCAAAUGGAAGUAUAGUAUUCAUUGUCCAUCAUGUAUAAAUAUUCGGGGGUGUUUUUUUUUAUUAUGUUGUAGUUUUGUAAUGUUUGUAUUACAGUGCAAGUUAUGACAGAAAUAAAAAAAAAUAUGAAUGACAAAAAAAAUUCUACAUAUCGACAGAUUCCUGCUACACAGGAUUGUUACACGGAACUUUGAAGGAGUAGCGGAGGGAGCAUGUCCAACUCUAGCCUUGUCUAUAACUUUAGAAUAGUUGGUGCUAGGGCUUUCAUUCUUAACAUACAUGUAGUAUUGUAUGUUUCGCACGUCGAGCCUAUUUCUUGUUACAAGACUUUGUUUUUGAUCCUGGCCAUGGUGUUUGACCAGAUUUUUUAAAAAAAAACCUUUGCAAUAACUCUGAAUUGGUUGGUGCUUGGACUUAUUUCACAGGUAACAUUUAUUUGA